This is a messenger RNA of Puntigrus tetrazona (Sumatra barb), 5128 nucleotides long. It is a transcript of the gene fhip2a, whose product is annotated as FHF complex subunit HOOK interacting protein 2. Lineage: Eukaryota; Metazoa; Chordata; Actinopteri; Cypriniformes; Cyprinidae. The record is from RefSeq and is a predicted model, not a curated record. The coding region runs from base 284 to 2545 and encodes 753 amino acids. The transcript has 17 exons.
AUGCGCUUUGGCAGAAGGGAUCUCGGUGUUUGUUCGAGCGCAAUGGAAGUGCCACCGUGGCCUUAAAAAGACAAACCCGUAUCACUGUUUCAGUGUAGCAGUUCGUGGUUUUCUUAACCUGCGUUACCGUGUGUGUUCAAAUGUACAUACGCACUAGCUCGCUAUUGGUAUACAUGUAUUUGAGUGUGUUUUAGUGUAAGUCUUCAAUCUGGAUCACCGCAGAAGGAGCAGAGGGAAGAGAGAGGAGAUCUCCAGAGCAAAACUCCUCCUGUCCAAAAACAACAUGUUCUCCAAAUUCACCUCUAUCCUACAGCACGCUGUCGAGGCGCUUGCGCCAUCACUGCCGUUGCAAGAGGACUUUGUCUAUCAUUGGAAGGCCAUCACCCAUUAUUACAUAGAAACCUCAGAUGACAAAGCCCCGGUGACGGACACCAACAUUCCCUCCCAUCUGGAGCAGAUGCUGGAUAUUCUGACCCAGGAGGAGAGGGAGAGAGAGUCAGGAGAGACGGGUCCCUGUAUGGAGUAUCUUCUCCAUCACAAGAUCCUGGAAACACUCUACACUCUGGGCAAAGCAGAUUGUCCUCCUGGAAUGAAACAACAGGUUCUGAGUUUCUACACCAAGCUGUUGGGUCGAAUUCGCCAACCACUCCUGCCUCACAUCAAUGUGCACAGACCUGUACAGAAACUGGUCCGCCUGUGUGGCGAGGUUCUGGCUGCUCCUACAGAGAACGAAGAGAUCCAGUUUCUGUGUACUGUCUGCACAAAACUUAAACAGGACCCUUACCUCGUCAACUUCUUCCUUGAAAAUAAGAAUAAAAAGCUGGAUGCUGCUAAAGAUGGUGGAGCUGAUUCGGUGAAAGAGGAUACAUCUUCCCCAGAUACGGGGCAAAACCCAAACCAAAGUCCCGGUCUGAUCACAUCUCCACUGAAAGAAGCAGCAGCCUGUCAUGCCAGCAGCCCAGGGGAAGCUAGUCCAUCCUCCGUCCACACUAUACUGCCAAACAACGACAACUACAACCUAGUCAGCUCACUUCUUAACCUCACUAAGAGUCCAGACGGGCGUAUUGUGGUGAAGGCAUGUGAGGGUCUGAUGCUCAUAGUCAGUUUGCCUGAGCCAGCUGCAGCCAAAUGCCUCACAGAAAACACAGAACUCAGUCAACUUCUCACAGAUCGGUUGGCGCAGUUCUACCGGGCCCUUCCCCAGUCCAUGGACCCUCUUGACAUUGAAACUGUGGAGUCUGUAAACUGGGGGUUGGAUGUGUAUACCCUAAAAGAAGAUGCUGCAGCUUUCGCAGGCAAACGUGCACUUAUUUCUUUUCUAUCGUGGCUGGAUUAUUGUGAUCAGCUCAUCAAAGAGGCACAGAAGACGGCUGCUGCAGUUCUGGCUCGGGCUGUGAGAGAGCGCUUUUUUGUUGCCAUAAUGGAGCCUCAGCUAAUGCAAACGUCAGAGGUAGGCAUUCUGACUUCAACGGCCCUGUUAAACCGGAUCAUCAGACAGGUGACAUCAGAAGCCCUGCUUCAGGAGACUGUUUACUUCCUGCUGGGAGAAGAAACGGGACCAGAGACGCCUGCUGGCAUUACCCAGCAUCCCCUCAGACACAGACUCAUAGAACAUUGUGACCACUUGUCAGAUGAGAUAAGCAUCAUGACCUUGCGUCUCUUUGAGCAUCUGCUGCAGAAACCGUGUCAGCACAUUCUGCAAAACCUGGUGCUGCGCUGCUUGGAAGAACGCAACUACACGGAGAACAAACAGCCAGAGGAACGAGAGGAGCGCGAGCACAUGGAGAACGGCCAACCGCAUGACGCCGUAGAUCUAGAAGAAGACCCGCUGUUCUCAGAUCUUUCGCCUGAUAACAGACUCUCCAGCCCUGAUUGGUUAAGCUGCUCUCCACCACCAAGCACAGAACACACAAAGCCUGAUGGGAAGACGGAGGUUCACAAAAUAGUUAACAGUUUCCUGUGUUUGGUUCCCGAUGAGGCUAAGUCAUCCUAUCAGGUUGAAGGCACAGGAUAUGACACCUACUUGAGAGAUGCACACAGACAGUUUCGGGACUAUUGUGGAGUUUGUCAGAGGUGGGACUGGCGUAGCAGUCCAAAACCCUUCGAGAAGUGCAAUCUGGACAGUCCUUUUUCCGAAGGGCACUUCCUCAAAGUGUUGUUUGACAGAAUGGGGCGAAUCCUUGAUCAGCCAUAUGAUGUUAACCUGCAGGUGACGUCUGUGUUGUCUAAGCUGUCUCUGCUGCCUCACGCUCAUCUUCACGAGUACCUGCUGGAUCCAUACAUUAACCUGGCGCCAGGCUGCAGGUCUCUCUUCUCAGUCAUCGUCAGGGUGGUUGGUGAUUUGAUGUUGAGAACUCACCGCAUUCCUGAUUUCACCCCUAAACUCCUAUUGGUGAGGAAGAGACUGCUGGGACUAGAGCCAGAAGGAAUGAGCGUUGAUCACGUGACGUUGCUCGAGGGGGUGAUCGUUCUGGAGGAGUUCUGCAAAGAGCUCGCGGCGAUCGCGUUUGUGAAGUUCCAUGCAUCCGCCUCCACUUCCCCUUGAUCCUCUCACCGCUGUGCACAGGACACAAACAGAUGAAUAAACAGGCGAAAGGGGGCGGAUGACACAGGAACGACAAACCCUACUGCACUCAUCCCUCAGCCCAGACUGCUGCCUGCGGCAGGACUCGCAUUCAAGGAUGUUUCAUUCGCGUUAUCUCUGGGACGUUUCCAUAACCCGUACUGUUUUAAAGGCACCGGAGAGGAAAAUUUUCGUUAUAAGAAUUGUGACUCUCGUCGAACUGACCGCCUGGGGAGGAUUUUGUAGCAUUGACAUGUAAAGAAAAAAAGUAUAACACUUCAUGCCAAAAAAAAAAAAUUAGGUUCAAAACGAAAUCGAUUUAAAUUCGAUUAAAGCAAUGGAAAACAUACAAUAAGUAAAAAGAAGAAUGUGCUAAAUUAAAUAUUUAAUUAUUAAUUAUUGUUUGUCACUUGCAGUAUCGAAGAUACUGUCAUAUUUUGUUCUCUGUUCUUCUGAGAAAAAUAGCGCUGAUAUAAAUAUCUAAUGCAAAGUUAAUUUGUAAUGAAAAAUUACAACAACUCAGGAUUCAAAGUCUAUCUGUUUUUAAAUAAUUGGAGAACCAGAAAACGAGCAACAUUUUAAGCGAAUCCUCUCGUUUUUGUUUGUCACCUUUUUUUUUUUUUUUUUUUUUUUUUUUUUAAGCGAACAGAAAAAGCAAUGUGGUCUGGAUUGAUUUGACAUUGGGCACAUUUGCACUCAAACCAGUUUCCACUGGUGCAUCCCCAGAGAGCCUCAUCCUUCAUGUUUUGACAGUGUUCCUAAAUCGUUUUAGUUGUUAACCUCGACAUGUUAUGUGUGUGCCUUGGUCUCAGCUAGACAGUAGCUGCGUCCUUCGUCCCGUAUCAUCACGUAUUUAUUAUAGAUUUAAGAAAUAAUUUCAAAGGAAUAGUUCACCUAACAACAGUGAUGAUGCAUCUGUCCUUGCAUCGUUGAAACUCGAGAGUUUCUAUGAAACGGCAUGCAAUGGAUGUGACAUGAAUAGUAACAGACACAAAAAGUACCCUAAAAAUGGUUCAUUUAAAUUUGUGCGCUUUCUGCCAAGUUGUCCAGUACUUUUGUUUAAAUGGGCAAAAUUUUAUAAAUCAAGAUUAGGAAGACGCGGAGUACAGUUCUUGAGUAAUAAAGUAAAAUCAAUCAUUUUUAUACUUUUAUUGUGCUUUUUUUUUUUUUUUUUUUUUUUUAAAGCUUGGUAGCAAAAAAUCACAGAGUGAAUGGAAAUAUGACUUGGAACAACAUUAGGGUGAGUAAAUUAUGACGAAAUGUAAAUUUUUAGGUGAACUAUUCCUUUUGAAGCACAGAAUCUGGUUUAGAGUUUAGCUGCUUCCUUACAAGGGAUCUUUAACAUUGUGUGUCUGCGUUACUUGGCAGUGUGGUAUUAUACCAGCAAUAGUGUUAUUCAUCAAGCUGCUCUCUUCAUCUGCUCCUGCUCAUCGUAAAGCACAUGCUGUGCUAAAUGCACACUGUGUACAUUUGGCAAAGAAGGGGCACAGCUUGAAGCAGGGUUGGGUUUUUUGAUUUUAUUUUUGGAUGGCUGGCUUCCAGGGCCUUCUCACAAUGCCUUGGCAUCUUGGCUUUAUUUAACAAUCUUUACAGGGUUUAGAUUUAAGUAUCACAAUCAUUACUUUGCAUUGGUUCCAUCCAUGAUGUAUGUGUAUAUUUAAAGCACAUUGGCAUUGUGUAAAGGUUUGCAUUUGUUUUCGAAAAUUGCACACUAGUGUCAGUAUAUGCAUUUUACUGUCUGUCUUUUUAAUUGUAUUUUCUUUAAAACCAAAGGAUGUAUCUUUACAGGAGCAACAUGAGAGCAACAGAAAGAAAAAUAAUGCAUCUUUUCCUUUUUUUUUAAUUCUUGAUCCAUGCACAUUUUAUACCGAGUUCAGAACUGUGUAUAUACAAAUGUACAGUUAUAACAGUAGUGAUGUCUGGUGUAAAAUGCAUGCGAGGUCAUAUCUGUUAAUAUGCAGCGGAGGAAAGCAUAUUCCUGCUCUAUCUGACCUUCCAUUGUUUUUUGGGGGAUCAUUUUUGUCUUCUUUCGCCUAUUUAUGGGGAUAUUUGUGAUGCCUUAUUUUAAAUGCAGUAAUUGGUUACAGCCUAUAACCUCUGCAAUCUCAGUUUGGAGUUAUACAUCUAAAAAAAAUCGGUCUUUUAUUUUACCGUCAAUCUUAUUUUUUAAAAAAGUUGUAAAGCAGUGUAUUCCAUUGGUUCAAAUGAUUCUGAGCUUUCUGCUGUACAUUUAAUUUAGUUUUCUCUGAAUAUGUAAUUCAUCCAAAUGCUGUUCUGCUUGACUGAUUUAUUCCCGUCACUUGUACAGAUGUAGCUCACUCGUUUGAGAGACGUGUCAGGAGGUAACUUCUGUCGAUUUUUGAGCGCCACUGCCACGGUGUCACAAUGUGACACUUUUUUUAGAAGAACAGAGUUAAAUGGUCGCCAUUUUAGGGAUGAAAUGUCAUAAGAUCUCAGUUGCUUGAUUCCGCCGGGCCUCUAAAUCUCUGUAACGAGGUUUGUUGUGUCCUGUGGCUUACUUUAAUUCAUUUCACUCCGUCCUAAUUAAAACAUUUGCUUUCUUCA